Messenger RNA from Anarrhichthys ocellatus (wolf-eel), 2217 nucleotides. RefSeq names its product translin-associated factor X (gene tsnax). Bases 283 to 1122 code for a protein of 279 amino acids. The record is from RefSeq and is a predicted model, not a curated record. Lineage: Eukaryota; Metazoa; Chordata; Actinopteri; Perciformes; Anarhichadidae. Gene Ontology annotation, molecular function: sequence-specific DNA binding. The transcript is spliced from 6 exons.
UGCCUGUUAUUAAAAACAAGUAAACACGAUUUCUUUCGCAUUGUUGGAUGUUUAGACUUUAUUGAGCGAUGGUAGCUUUCAUGUCUAAACGCAUCUGUUUUGUCUGGUGCUCUUUGUAACCCCUGACGGGUGUAAAGCACCAGUUUACGUUACUCUGCCUCGUUACAGUCGGUCGGCAGCACGGACUUGUGUCGCUAAAACAGUUCCAUUAAAUAACUAACAGCCUAGACCGAGCUUAUACGUGUUAAAUAUAUUUAAAGAAGACAUUUCAACACCGCAGGCAUGAAUAGGCGAGAAGGUGAAGGAUGUCCCCGGAGAAAUGCUGAUGCGGUGCAGGAUGCCAACUCAUCCUCACCUGUCAUUGCUGCUUUCAAAGUUUUCCAACAGGAGCUCGACACCAAACACGACAAACAUGAGCGUCUCGUUAAGAUCAGUCGAGACGUCACCAUCGAAAGCAAGAGGACCAUUUUUCUUUUACAUAGAGUGACCAGUGUACCAAAUGCAGAUGAUAUUCUGAAAGAAGCGGACGUGAAACUGGAUGCAGUCAGGCAGAAAAUUGGUCAAAUUGCCGAAGAACUCAGAGGAGAGGACAUCUUUCAGUUUCACAGAGCUUUCACAGCAGGAAUCCAGGAGUAUGUGGAGGCCGUGUCUUUCCUGCACUACAUCCGCCAUCGCAGCCUCAUCAGCCUGGAGGAGAUCAACGCCAGUCUGGUGUUCAUGAGACCGGAGAAGGUAGAUGACAAGGGCUCAGCCGAAGCGCCGCAGGCGGGCGGUCCGGUUCUGACCUUCCAGGUGACGCCCUCCGACUACCUGCUCGGCGUGGCCGACCUGACCGGAGAGCUGAUGCGCAUGUGCAUCAGCAGCGUGGGCAACGGCGACAUUGACACGCCCUUCCAGCUGAGCCAGUUCCUGCGGCAGAUCCACGACGGCUUCUCCUACAUCGGCAACACGGGCCCGUACGAGGUGUCCAAGAAGCUGCACACGCUGCGGCAGAGCCUGGGCAAAGUGGAGGACGCCUGCUACGCCCUGCGCGUCCGCGGCUCGGAAAUCCCCAAACACAUGUUGGCCGACGUGUUCUCCAGCAGGACCGCACACCUCGACCCCGAGGAAGGAGUGGUUUGAUUCCCGCGCAGCCUCUGCAACGUUGUUCACGAUCUCUGUGGUGUCAUUGUCCGCUUUAGUUGUGAUCCGGUUUGAUGUUUGUCUGUAUUUUUAAUGGAGUUUGACGGAUGUUUGAUUAUGGUUUGUGACAUGCUUGUUAAUUUUGUUUUUAUUGUUCGAAUAAAAACAGUGUUACAAUAGACAAUGUAUUAUUUUUCUUUGAUAAGGAUCUGAUGACUUCAGUUGUUUUUGCAUGAAUAAAAGUUCUGUGCCAAAUAUGCCAUGCUCUCCCAGUCUGUAAGCUGCUUUGAUAAUGUGUGUUUAUUUUAUUUUGCUCUCUGCCCUCCCCUCUCUCUAUCACACAGAUAAUCUAAGGUAGAACUAUUGGCUGCUUGCACACACUGCAUACUGUGUGGAGGAGGAUCAUGUGACCUUUGUACAUUGUACGUGCCUGUUCUCUGGCAGGCACACACACACAACCCAUUACUUCCUUAUUCUAACCUCUCUUUAACAGUCCUCACCACUGCAAUGACCUAAGUUCAUAAGGUUUUGAGCACGGUGAGAAAUAUUCCUGGCAGAAAACCAAUACGCUCCUGCUAUUUUCUCACCUGUUCAUCUGAUGGUGGUGAUUAUUACCAUCCAGAUAGACAAUGCUGCUGUGUUCAGAGAUGGCCUCAGACUAAUGCCUGCAUAGUCUAUGAUGAGUCAGAUUUAACUUAAGAGAAAGUGUAACUGGUGAGUCUACUGCAACAUGACCUCUGUAGGUUUUCCUCUUUCUGUUCUGAAGCAGCUGUUGUGCUUCACGGUCUGCAAUCGCUCAUCUCUCAUAACGUGGAGCUUUAGGAUGAAACAUUAUCCGUCUCUGAUUAAUUCAGUUUCAUGUCUAAAAAUGUUAGGCAUUUGGUAUUCAACCACAAAGAAGAUCAUCUGUCAUUGCACUGCUCUUGGUGUUCUUUCUAUAGGCAGUGAGAGAAAGGGUUUUCAUUGACACCUUGUGGUUAAUAUGAGUACUACAAGUGGAUAACUUGAAUCUUCAGCAUAAAACUGAAAAACAUUUUGUAGAAAUAUGAUACACUGCUGUUGACAUUUUUUAGUUAAGUCUUUUAUGUAUGAUUA